GUUAGCUUUCUCAACGCCACGACUCAAGGUCGUAGCAGAGCUAACAAUCGCUUAGAUGGGCUUUUGGGAAAUGAUUUCCAAAGGUGGCAGUUAAAGUAUCAUGAUAAUGGUUACAAAUAAUGACGCCAUUCAGUUUCUUCUCUCGUCUAAAACUUAUACUAUGCGUCAAGAAAAGCCUAGGCACCUAAAAUAUUUAAACGAAUUUCGUACGCAACAAUGCCUCCUGUUUAUCGAGCAACAGUGUCAGUUUCAUCGUCCUUAUACAUGCUUUCAUUGGCAUUUUCCAAACCAGAAACGGAGGCGCCCCUUUAAGAGGCCUGAUGGAACUUUUAAUUACAAUCCGGAUGUAUACUGUGAUAAAUAUGAUGAAACAAGUGGGUCAUGUGCUGAUGGAGAUGAAUGCCCGUAUGCGCACCGCAAUGCUGGUGAUACAGAACGACGUUAUCAUCCACGCUAUUUCAAAACUGGGAAUUGCAUAUACGAAACAAUGGAAAAUGGAGCAUGUGUUAAGAACGGUCUACAUUGUGCUUUUGCACAUGGCCCUGAUGAUAUUCGUUUACCUGUUUAUGACAUUCGCGAAGUCCAGGAUGCUUCUUCAAAAUUUACUGUUAAUUUACCUGCUAGUUUGGAGAAAGAACGAGUACUGAGUGAAGAUCCCAAGUGGAAUGAAAUGUUCCAUGUACUUGCCUGUUAUAAAACUGAAUUAUGCAAGAAACCACCGAGGAUGUGUCGUCAAGGCUAUUCAUGUCCAUUUUAUCACAAUGGAAAAGAUAAACGAAGAGCUCCGGAUAAAUUUUUAUAUCGUAGUACUCCUUGUCCUAUUGUUCGACCUGGUGAUGAAUGGCAAGAUAGUACUCUUUGUGAUACUGGCGAUGCAUGUAUUUACUGUCAUACACGAACGGAACAACAAUUUCAUCCCGAAAUAUACAAAUCAACUAAAUGCAAUGAUGUAUUAAAUUCUGGUUAUUGUCCACGUGGUCCUUUUUGUGCUUUUGCACAUUGUGAUUCCGAGAUGUCGAUUGGACGAGAUUUUUCUACAAAUGUACAACAAGAACAACCUGGCUUUAUUACAGAAUCUAAUAAUAAUAAUAAUAAUAACAAUAAUAAUAUUAGUUUAUCAUCAAAUAAUAUUUCAUUAUCAUCUAAUUCAGUAACAGCGAUAACUACAACAGCAAUUAGUUCUAUUCAAUAUCAUCGUCAUAUUCCUUCGGAUGUAUCAUUAAUGCCUCAUAGUGUUGGAGGCACUCAAAACCAACAACAAUAUUCUGUUUAUUCUCCACUUAUUCAUCCAUCUAUAUCAAGUGCUAUUAAUAGUAAUUUACGCAUUUUAGGCACUAGUACUACAUCUACUAUUACUACUACUACUAGUACUAAUACUAAUACUAUUCCUGCUACUAACAAUAAUAAUAAUAGCAAUAACAACUUACCACCAAAUUUAAUGUCUAAUCUAAAUACAAAUUUUUCAAAUAUGAAAUCUAUAAUUGCUUCAUCACCUCAACAACAACAACAACAACAAAUAUUGCAACGUACAACCUCUAGUCAACAUCAUCAUUAUCAUCCGCAACAACAUCAACAGCAUUUGAUGAGUUUCCCGUCCCCAGUAGAAUUUAAUAAAUCAGUUAAUACUAGUGAUCGUUCUGGAAGAUGUACUCAUAUACCAACAAAUCCUUUAAUGUCAAGCAUGAUAUCACCUCUUGGUCCAGCGCCUAAUCAAUCGUGUAGUCGUGGCCGUCGUCUUGCCCGCUGCACAUCCCCUCGCACAGCAAGUAUGUGGCCAGCAUUCAAUUUAGUCACCAACCCUGGUAAUGAUAGGCAGCAUUUUACUCAAAUGCCAGGUUCAUCAAAUUCAGAUGCUAGAAUUGGAGCAUGUUCUGCAUUCGGUGGUGUACUGUCUCCUAGUGCAGUUAGUUCAACUUGCUCUCCAAAUCAAAGUUCUCACUUUUCACAUUCACGAAGUCGUCCUAUACCUGGCCAAUAUCAUAAUGUAGUUUUAACUCAUUCUAUGGCUACAACUGGUGGUGGUGGUGGUGGUGGUGGUUUUACACGAGAUACUACUACUACUAAUAAUAAUAAUAAUACUAAUAAAGGUCGUCAUCGUAGCGGUAGUUCUUCUAUGUCCUCUGAAAUUGGACAAUAUCCUAUGAAUGUUAAAGAGUUGAUUUCACCUUCUACUGCCUAUUUGGACUCAAUUUCAACUUAUCCAGGUCGAUGUGGUCCUCCUUCUCAUAGUGGUGGUGGUGGUUGUGUUAUGGGUAAUUUGAGUAGAACUAUUCCUUUUUCAACUGUUGGUGAUGGUGAUGGUGUUAGUUUACUAUCGACUUCAAGUCAGAAACAGACUAUGCCAGAUAUGACUACUUCCAAGCCUGUUGUAUUGUUAGGACAAUUCUCGGGGAUUUAUCAAAAUAUGAUGGCCACUCGUAGUAAACAACUACAGCAACCACAACAACAACAACAACAACCCAAUAUCAUAUGGGAUAAUUUAGUAGAAUCGACAUCUUCCAAUAUGGAGCAACAAUACUUCUCGCCUAGUUGUUCAUGGUCAACAAUGAAUUUAAGUAAUGCUUUUAAUAAUAAUAGUAAUAAUAAUACUAAUAAUGAAACAGAAAAUGAUUUCAACCAAUUUUUGGAUCAAUAUCAUAUGCCUAUCGGUAUUGCUAGUUCAUCUUCUAUUGGUGUUUGUGAUGAUACAAGUCGUGAUAGUGGUUUAGUUCUUGAUAUGACACUGCCUCCAACUUCACCGCUUGAAUCAAAUUGUGGUGGAGUUUUUAACAAUAAUCUCGAUACUGAUCUAUUAUCUCAGCUGACACAAUCACAACAACAACAACAAUAUACUCCUUCAUUUACUACUUCUGAUGUUUCUGCGACUGCUGCUCUAUUCGAUGAUAUUACGCAUACAGUGGUGAAUCCAAGAUUUUCUGAAGAUAAUAUAGUUUUUCAUUCACUUUCUGAUGAUAGUUUUCUUUCGACACAUUCUAUUUCUGAAGAUCAAGAUCAAGAUCAUCAUCAUCAUCCUCAUUCUUCUUCAUUUUCAGUUAUUGUUACCUCAAAUAGUAGUGGUGUUGAUGACUGUUCAUCAUUGCCAAAUUUUUAUUCAUCUAAUCCAGUUAGUAUACCGGGUAGAGUAGUAGGAAAUAACAAUAACAAUAAUUAUUAUAAAGAUCUUAAAAGUUUACAAAUACAUUCUGGAUUCUUAGAUCCUCCUAUCACUUGUUGUCAAUCAGAUAAUAAUAAUAAUAAUUUAUCACGAUUUACUUCAAUACAAUCGACUAAUUUACUGCAACAAACUGAUGAUAGUAAUCUUAUUCGAUCUGGUAAUUUGAUUAAAUCAAAUCAACGUAUCAAAGGUUGGCCUUCAAGUUUUAUUGAUGGAUCUGGACAUCAUCGACAUAGUUCUCCGUUAUCGUCUCCAGUUUCAUUAAAUAUUAAUAAUAAUAAUAAUAAUAAUAAUCGAUUUUCAUCAAUCGUUGGUACACCUCUUGGACGUACAAAUCAUCCUAUUUCGUCGGUUGCAGAAGUUGAUCUAAACGUAUCCAGUUUAGCUAGUAGUGCUAGUAGUAGUGGUUCUACUAGUGCUAUAUCAUUUGGUGCUAUUGGUUCCCGUGUUCAUCACUAUUCAUUGACAUCGGAAUCCACAGACCAUCCUGACACCAGCCACUCAACUAGAUCGCAACCAUAUUCAGAAUAUUCAACUCAGGGUGGUAUUCCAAAUAUGUCUUCAACUUCGUCUCCCAAUCAAGUAGAUGUUGGUAGAACUCAAACAAGUUCUAGGAUUUUCUCGCAUUCAAUAAAUGAGAAUUUUACAAAUUUACCACAAUCACCCAUUCUUCUAUCGUCACCAUUCAGUAAUCCAGGUUGUGAUCUAGAACGUUUAACUUUACGUCGUGAAUUAGAUGAAGUAAAGCAACUUUUAGAUUCGAAGGAAGGUGAAGUGGAAGUGUUGAAAAAGCAAAGAGAUUUCGUCACAGAACAUUUACGUGAUUCACUUGGUGUAAUUCGUCGUUUAUUUCAUUCAUUGAAUAUAUCCCCGUCAACUUCAACUGAUUUAUUCAAACCAUUAUUUAUUGAUACAGAAAUUAAUAAUAUAAGUAGUGAACCAAGUACCGGUUGUUGUUAUGCUCAAAGUUUAUCGUCAGAAUCAAAUCCAUGUGAGAAAUUUAAAACAUGUAUGCAAACUUCACCUGGGAAAUGUCCUAGCCCAAUUGGUCCUGUGGAUUCAAUUAGUCAAAAUCCUUUACAACAACAAGAAGCACUAGCAGCACUGUUUGCUAAUCCACUUGUAUCAGCACUUUUGAAUAGUCAUAAUAAUGAUAUUCAUACGUUAGAUGAUAUUUCCAGAAUGAAAUCAGGAAUGCAGUUUCGAAAUUGGAAUUUACCAAACAAUGAUUAUGAUACAGAUGGUAUACAACAACAUCAUGAUGAAGCAUCUAUGCAUAAACUUAAAGAAUCAUUCAAUAAUCCUUCCUUAUUAUCAUUCACCGGUACUGGUACUGGUGCUGGUGAUAGUCAAGCUGUACAUAGUGAUUCUGAUGAUGAUGAUUUAUUCUCUGCAUCAGGUCUACUAUCAUUAUCCAAUCAAGAAUCUUGUGAUUUAGAUCAACAAAUAGACGAAAAUAAUACAGGAGAAUUAUUGCUAACACAUCAUUCUCUAAGCUUCGAUGCAUCGACUAUCACAACUACCACUACUACUACUACUACUACUACUGUUUCUGAACCGAUGACAACAUUAUCUAAUAUUACUACUACUACUCCUACUACUACUACUACCACUACUACAUUUGAAGAAGAAUCUAUUGUAACAACCAGUGAAAUGACAAAUGUUGAGAAAGAUCCAUUUUGGUUAAAUACAAUAAUAAUAAGUUCAACUACUGUUACACCUAUUCCUACUUCUACUUCUAUCAAUACUAGUAGUACGUUAGCGCAGAAUUCCACUGUAGCUGAUCAAUUACAAGAUAACAAUGAUAAUGUGAAUAAUAAUAAUAAUAACCACUGUUGCUGUUUAUCCAGUUCGUCGUUGUCUACUACAUCUAAACUGGAAACUGAUGAAAAACAAUCUGUUUAGAUGUUUAUUCAUAUGAGAUUGCAUCAUUCUCAAGCUUGUUUUUUCUUUUUCUAAGACCGCCGCUGUCC
Messenger RNA from Schistosoma turkestanicum, 5127 nucleotides. The record is from the annotation of a GenBank genome assembly. Lineage: Eukaryota; Metazoa; Platyhelminthes; Trematoda; Strigeidida; Schistosomatidae.